Molecule: messenger RNA, 675 nt
Organism: Auanema sp. JU1783
Lineage: Eukaryota; Metazoa; Nematoda; Chromadorea; Rhabditida; Rhabditidae
Source: the annotation of a GenBank genome assembly
AUGGCUGAGUUGAGAGUAGAUCCGAGAGUGAUAUACGAGUUCGUUAUUCGAGCAGGUGCACGGUUGGAUGCUCAGAACAAAACCGUUUGUUCAGCCAUCAUGAUAUUAUAUAGACUGUACAAACGAACGAUUAUGGAUUCCGUUUGUAAUUAUACCAUGGCAGCUGCUGCUUUAAUGAUUUCUUCGAAAUAUGAAGAAGAUAACUCAAUAGGAAUAAGGGAUAUUGUCAAUGCUACUUAUAGAAUAUUGCAUCCCAAUGAAGAGAGAAUGACCGUCGGAGCUCUACAAUGGGAUAUUCGUCAAGGAAUAACAAGAUUGGAAUUCGUAUUGCUAAGAGAAUUGAACUUCAACUUGGAGUUCGAACAUCCAUUCAAAAUACUGGCAUUGUAUUUGGAUCAAUUGAGAAGUUGGGUCGCGGAAGAUUUCGAACGGGAGCAAAUUGCUUCUAUUGCAACUGCCAUUUGUAGGGAUCUGUAUGCAGCUCCGGAUGUAAUAGUGAAUUCUUCACCUGAGUCAUUAGCAAUUACUUGUAUAAGUAUAUCAUUGAAAUACAAAAAUAUUGAAGUCCCACACUGUCGAAACUGGUAUGAAGUUCUGCAUAAAACAAUGACUAAACACAAGCUGCAACGUUUGACAGAACGUAUAAUGGUCGACGUUUACAAAGCGAAUGUGUAG